Messenger RNA from Saprolegnia parasitica CBS 223.65, 1281 nucleotides. RefSeq lists its product as hypothetical. The transcript has 2 exons. The record is from RefSeq and is a predicted model, not a curated record. NCBI's taxonomy places the organism in Eukaryota, Oomycota, Saprolegniomycetes, Saprolegniales, Saprolegniaceae. The coding region runs from base 1 to 1281 and encodes 426 amino acids.
AUGGCCCUGCGCGUCCUCCGCUUGCCCGAGCUCGUGCGCGCGAUUGCAGACUUCCAGCAAGGCGUCCCGCUCGACGUCAAGCUUCUGCGCGCGCUCGUCAAGGGCGACGGCGACACCCGCAACGUCAAGACCGCGCUAGCGCCCUUCCACGCGUUCUUUGAGCCGUGGCUCGCCCAGCACACGCGCGCGACGGACCUGACGCCGCUCCUGCAGAGCGAUCCGAGCACGCGCUUCCGGCUCACGCAGUAUGCGAUCGCGUACUCGAACGUGCGGCUUCUGGAUAACCUUUGCGACCUCGACAUUAACGGCGACGACUGGAUCCUCGCCGCGCGCCUCGGCAACGUCGGCGUCUUGGCCUACUUUAUCGAGCGCAAGCAGCCAACGUACGUGCCGUUGGCCAUGGCGCACGCCCUGCGCACGGGCCAGGCGCCGGUGGUCGAGUAUUUGCACGGCCAAGGCGGCACGAUCCCGCCGUUCGCGUCCAGUGUCGCGUGCAACGGAGGCCACCUUGCGCUGGUCAAGCUCCUUCGCCACCUCGACGCCUGGCGCCCCGUGAACCCGAGCCUCGUGGCCAAGCAAGGGCAUCUCGAUGUCCUGAAGUACCUCCACGAGCAAGGCUGCGGUGGCUUUACCGCCGAGACGAUGGACGAGGCAGCAGCUGCGGGGCGCCUUGAGAUCGUCCGGGAUGCACGCCCAAUGCCCUCGCCGGUGCCACGAAAAACAGCACUGGGACGUCGUUCGCUACCGUCAACCGUCACCGGCCCGAGCGUCGUGCGGCUGGUGGCCGACUUUGCCAAGCCCAAGAGCUCUGCGCACCAACGAUCGGUGCACAGCCCGCCGACGCGGUAUGGUUCGCCGCGGGUGGAGGCGGCGACCGACGCCGAGGCCGUGGACUUUCGACGGAAUAACGGGUUUCCGCUCUGGACAGCGCACGUGCUCUUGACCGCGAUUCGCCAAGACCGACUCGACAUCGUCGCGUACGCCAACGAGCACAAGCUGGGCGUCUUCUCGACGGCGGCCAUGGACAACGCCGGUCGGUUCGGCUGCCUCGAGAUCUUCCGGUACCUGCACACGCACCGGCGCGAGGGCUGCACCAAGGCGGCGUGGACUGGCGCCGUCGCCAACGGCCAUCUCGGCGUUGUGCGGUACAUGGUCGAGAACGACUUUGCCGUUGUCGACUUGAAGGUCGGGCGGCAGCUUGCGAUAUCCAGCGGUCGCACGAGCCUCACGUCGUACAUCAAGUCGGUGGGGCCUGCACGGUCCUCAUGCGCUGUGCAGUAG